AUGGUCGUUCUGAGCGCCGUCAGCUGCAUCACCCUGCCCUUCCUGGGCGAGAUCAAAUCUGUCUGGCACUUCUACUACGUGCGGUGCCUUCGGCAGAACUUCUUCUCCCACGGGCAGGACCGGACGAUGCUGGAGCUCAGGCUCGAUCCUUGGUGUCCUUUCAUGCUGGUCACGGGCACAGUGAAUGACUGGGGUCGCCCCAUCGACGAUAGCAGCAUCACCGAGAUUGCGUUCACCCCUCUCCACAUGGGGAAUCCUGAAGCAGGUUACGUCGUGACAGCUCCAACGAGGAGUCUGGCCGAGCUGACUGCCUUGACCGGGGCAGGCUGCCUGGAUGCGCUGAGCCUGAGCAUGUCUGAUCAUGUGCGGGUGCGCUUCUGGCUACAGGUUCUGAACCUUUCUUGGGGAGACUACAUCCACUUCGAGCCGUCCAGGAGGCCGCUGAUGAGGUGGCUGCUUCGCUGUGUGCCGAAGAGAUGCCGGAGGGACUUCAGCUGGUGGUUUCACCGAUCCUUCACGAUGUUCUUGCUCUUCGUCAUGGCCUGCCUGUUCUGCCGUGGCUUGACCAUGUACCGCUUGCCCCGGUUCCCGACAGAGGCGACCUGCAUGGAGGGCCGGAGGCUGAUGAAUGGUGCCACCUUUCUCGGUCUUUGCCUGCUGACCCUGAGCUUCUUCUCGAACUUCAGGUUUCUGGCGGGACUGGAGUUCGCACCGGUGCUUGCCACCAUUCAGCAGGCCACCGGCUUCAUCCACAAGUCCUGGUAUCCACCGCGGAUGCUCUACGUGACGGAUGGUGGUGUUCAGGAUUGCACCGCGAUCAUGCAGCUGCUGCAGAGGAAGUGUGAGCGCAUACUCCUGGUUCUUGCAGCGAGUGAUCCCAACGAUGAGCUAAAGGUGCUGCGCACCACGAUGGAGGCCGUGACGAAGGAGUUCAAGAUGGCAUCGUUUUACGAUCCUGAGGAUCACCGGCGUGAUCCUUACGCUCUUCUGGAUGAUUUCCAGCAGAACAAGGGGAAACACUACUUCAAGCUGGGCAUCCGUUACGGUUGGCAUGACACCGAGUCGCCACGCUACGGGAUGCUCUGGGUGGUGAAGAACCGGUUGCCAGAAGACUUUUUCGAGCAGCCGGUCCGACCUCAUCUCUCGGAGGACGAAAUUCUGUACGGCGCACCUUCGGACGUCAGCGAUGAGGAAAACUCUUCCGACGAUGCAGAGUUUCAGAAGGAGAUGGGAGGCCUCGUGCAGGAGGAUUUGGGUGGCUACGGCUGCUGCGAUUGCUGUCACACCUGGUGA
This is a messenger RNA of Symbiodinium sp. CCMP2592, 1293 nucleotides long. The record is from the annotation of a GenBank genome assembly. NCBI's taxonomy places the organism in Eukaryota, Dinophyceae, Suessiales, Symbiodiniaceae.